AUGGCGGCUACGCUGGACAUCCGUAAGGCGCGCGAUGCAGAGGGGAGGGAGAUUACUCCAGAAGUAUCUUUUACUCCCAACUUCGUCAGCCAUGCUGAAGAAUUCACCUGUGCCAUCACACCGCGCUCUUCCGCAGCGAAGACACUUGUCGCGGAGACGUUGGCGAGGGUUCCGGAGUGA
Messenger RNA from Fomitopsis serialis, 180 nucleotides. RefSeq lists its product as uncharacterized. NCBI's taxonomy places the organism in Eukaryota, Fungi, Basidiomycota, Agaricomycetes, Polyporales, Fomitopsidaceae. The coding region runs from base 1 to 180 and encodes 59 amino acids. The transcript has 2 exons. The record is from RefSeq and is a predicted model, not a curated record.